Aethina tumida (small hive beetle) is the source of this 2888-nucleotide messenger RNA. RefSeq lists its product as uncharacterized. The record is from RefSeq and is a predicted model, not a curated record. The transcript has 10 exons. NCBI's taxonomy places the organism in Eukaryota, Metazoa, Arthropoda, Insecta, Coleoptera, Nitidulidae. The coding region runs from base 1 to 2598 and encodes 865 amino acids.
AUGGAAAAAUUGUGUUGCUCUCAUUUCAUAACAAAUUUGCUGAAUAAGUGCCCCUAUACUCCUUUGGAGUUUCACAAUUGCACUUUGGAGAGUUUUUUAGAAGAAAUCUUGAGUGAGAAGUUAGAAGAGAGAAAAGCAAACAUGUUAUUUCUAUAUAACUCUGAAGAUCCAUUUACCAAGUGUUUUUGUCCUCAACUUCAGAACAAGGAUGUUAUUAAUAUUUUAAAGAACUUCAGAUUGUUAGGAUGGGAUCUAGAAAAAACUGAAUAUCAUGAUGCCUUAAUUCGUGCCUUAGAGGAUAUGCCAGAACUAACAGUUUUAACUGAUAUGAUUAUCACUAAAACAUCAGCUGCAUUGAUUAUAAUGCCUAUUAAUAAUAGCAUAAUUAUAUUGUCAUGCAUAAGAGGGAAAAUAUCUGAUCAAGAUAUUUUGAAAGCUCUACAAGGUGCUUGGGACAUAACAGUCAGUGAAAGAGAUCAAGAAAUAAAUUUACACAACUUGGCCAAUAAUACAUCCAAUGAAAAUGAUAUUGGGUCUGAAGAAUAUCAAAGGUUGAUAGCAGACAGACUGGGUGACAGGGAUUAUGAUAAUUUUGAACAUAAUGAACAUGAAUAUUUAAAAUCCAAAAUAGGCUAUGCUCUGUAUGGACCACCACCGGGUCGUAACAUUUCUAAAGAAGAACUAUCCAAACUUAAACCUGAAGAGCUUGAUUACAGUCAAAAAAUGAAGAAGGAGAUCAACAUAAUAUAUGAACAGAUAUUAAAUGAGAGCAAUCAAGUGUCUGAAUGGAAGGAUAGAGUGAUAAUGUCAUUCAUUUACAAUUGUACUGAACCAUUACCCAAAGAAAAACUUAAAAGAGCUCAGAAAUUCCCGGAUUACAAUCCGAAAGUGGACCUGUGUCCCCUCCCAAUUUUCGUUAUACGCAAAUGCGAAGGCAGCCCUAAUCCCUGUCGCAUAUUCGUCGAUCAUACCGGUCGUGUAUAUAAUAGUUGGGAACGUUAUAUAACCAAAAAUAAGUUGAAUGAAUGUCAAAUGAUUCUUCCUAAAAAUGGUCGCUAUACAGUAAACGAAGAAGGAGUAUUAUUACUAGAACGACACAACUCUCCAGCAUGUGGACUUGAUGUCAAAUUUUUAAAAGUCACUGAUAUUACUACUUCCAUUGCUGGAAUAGUUGGUACAGGUGUAUGUGUCGCUGCAGCAAUUCCUGCAAUUACCAUAGCUCCAGUUGCGGUCUUAGCAGGAGGUGCUGUCGGAGUUGGUGUUGGUAUUUAUGCCAUUGGAAGAAGUAUUUUCACAAUUGUGGACAGGGCUGUACAUAAAGAGGCCAUGAGCUUCGCAAACUCGGAAGCAAGAGGCGCAUACCUCAACAUUGUUGCUGGUACUUUGGGAUUCGUAGGUGCUGGCGCAACUAUGGCAGUGUCCCAGUUAACUGCCCAAGGAGUCAAUUUGGGUGUGGGAGCUCGUGCAGUGGUUAAUACCAUUGGAGUCGUCAAUGUAACGGCUAGUGGAGCGAGCAUUGUAAAUUCCACUUACGACGUUAUCGACAAAUAUAUUAGCGACAAUGAAACUCCGAGCACAUUGACUGUAGUUCAACUUACGUCGUCGAUAUUGUUCUUUGGACAUGCAGUUUACAAUUUCAAAACGGCAGGCACCAUUAUUGAGGAAACACAAGCCAAUACAAUUAAAGACUUUCAUGAUUCGUUACGUAGCAAUAGACAUAGAAAAACUUUUAGCAGGCUGCUAAAGGAUACGAUCUCUAAAAAUCAAGGAGAUGUUAGGAAAGGCACUUCAGAAGUCAUAGCAUUUAUCAACAAUGUCCACGAUAAGGAUAACGUGUUUGCGUUAUUAACACGAAGUAACAAACAAUUCAAAGAACAGAAAAUUACUGUUUCAGCACAGGGAGGGAAGAUUACGUUAAACAAUAUUCCCAUAGAUGUCGAGAACUUUGCUACAUAUAACAAAAACGAUAUGUCAUCUGUGCUGAGUAAUUUGCACUUACACGAAUCACCAACAACAUCUGAUUUCAAUUUAUCGCAAUUCAAAGGGAUUCUAUCAAAAUUUACAGAUUAUCGGGCAUUAUUGGAUGUGACACAGAAGAUCCUAACAGGUCAGCAUCAAAAUCUUCAAGUAUUUGUACUGGAAGCCUUGCAAGGAUUGCUGGCUACACUUGAAUUCAAACUACUAAACUGGUUGCAAGAGUACUUUGGCAUAAAUUUCAAUAACCAGCUUAUUAGUUUGGUACUUAAUUUCUUGUUAAACGAGGUUAGGAAAUUGAAUGAACAAUUUAAUUAUUGGAAGACUCAUAGAAACCCUGAAUAUUAUUCUUGGGUUUUUGAAUAUAUUAAAUUUGAAGGUACAACUGAUACAGUAAUAAACAUUUUGGACUGCACUCUUAGAAGAGAUUUUAUAAAUAAUAAAAUAACUGAGGAUGCUCUGAAGAGAUUGAUAGAAUAUUUUUAUAAUUGGAUAGCCACGAUUAUGUGUGAGAAUCAAACCAAUGAAGAAAGGGAAUCAAGUAGGUCUAGACACUCUGCAGGUUGGAGAAAAAUAAAAGUCGAUUGUCCCGAUUGUGGGGGUUAUUAUUUCAAAAAAUGUUAACUUAAUUAAUUUAUCUAAGAAAUCUUAUGACACAAAACUAUUCGCACUAUAAAUAUUAAUACUAGACCAGUACUAGCAUAUUUUUGUAAAGAAAAUUACACCUAGCCUUCCAAAACAUUGUGAUUGUAACAUAUCAUCUACAAGAGCAAAGGUAACUUUAGUUUUUAACUUUGUUGUAACAUGCUUUUAGAUUUAUUAUUAUUAUUAUAAAUUUAUUGUUAUAUUAUUUACCCAUAUGUGUUAACAGGUGCUGUUUUAUAAAGUAAAUAAAGAUAUUUUUAACAAAUUUA